Messenger RNA from Sturnus vulgaris (Common starling), 1295 nucleotides. Its product is annotated as fructose-1,6-bisphosphatase 1. The record is from RefSeq and is a predicted model, not a curated record. NCBI's taxonomy places the organism in Eukaryota, Metazoa, Chordata, Aves, Passeriformes, Sturnidae. Gene Ontology annotation, molecular function: fructose 1,6-bisphosphate 1-phosphatase activity. Gene Ontology annotation, cellular component: cytoplasm; cytosol. Gene Ontology annotation, biological process: fructose 1,6-bisphosphate metabolic process; fructose 6-phosphate metabolic process; sucrose biosynthetic process.
GUGCCGGCGGCCGCGGCCGCACUCGCCACCGCCGCCACCAUGACGGACCGCUCCACCUUCGACACCAAUGUCAUCACCAUGACCCGCUUCGUGAUGGAGGAAGGCAGGCGGGCGAAGGGUACCGGGGAGUUCACGCAGCUCCUCAACUCGCUCUGCACGGCUAUCAAAGCCAUCUCCACCGCCGUCCGUAAAGCGGGCAUUGCCAACCUCUAUGGAAUUGCUGGGUCUACCAAUGUGACCGGAGAUCAAGUGAAAAAGCUGGAUAUUCUUUCCAAUGACCUGGUGAUUAACAUGCUCAAGUCAUCAUUCAGUACAUGUGUUAUCGUGUCCGAAGAAAACAAAGAUGCUGUAAUAGUGGAAACUGAGAAACAGGGUAAAUACAUAGUCUGCAUAGACCCUCUAGAUGGUUCAUCGAACAUUGACUGUCUUGUUUCCAUUGGGACCAUCUUUGCAAUUUAUAGAAAGGUGUCCCCUGAUGAACCUUCUGGGAAAGAUGCUUUACAGCCUGGACGUAAUCUCGUGGCAGCUGGCUAUGCGCUCUACGGGAGUGCCACCAUGCUGGUACUGGCCACUUCUGCUGGAGGUGUCAACUGUUUCAUGCUGGAUCCGGCAAUUGGAGAAUUCAUUUUGGUGGAAAGAGAUGUGAAAAUCAAAAAGAAGGGAAAUAUCUACAGUCUCAAUGAAGGCUAUGCUAAAUAUUUUGAUCCUGCCGUCACAGAGUAUCUCAAAAAGAAGAAAUUCCCUGAGGAUGGCAGUUCACCGUAUGGUGGGAGGUACAUAGGAUCUAUGGUGGCAGAUGUUCAUCGCACACUGGUGUAUGGAGGAAUCUUUCUGUAUCCUGCUAACUCCAAAAGUCCCAAAGGAAAGCUGAGACUGCUCUAUGAAUGCAAUCCUAUGGCUUUUGUUAUUGAGAAAGCUGGGGGUAUAGCAACAACUGGUCAUCAAGCAGUACUAGAUAUAGUGCCUGAGGAUAUCCACCAAAGAGUGCCUGUUGUCUUGGGGUCUCCUGAUGAUGUGAAGGAGUACCUCGAGAUAGUCAAGAAGCAUUCAGCUAAGUAAAGAAAGCUUGCUGGAUUCACUGUGCACAGGGGAUAAAAUGUCUUACAGCUGAACCAAAGAAUGCGCUGCAGUACUGUGAGAUUGAGCUGUCUGACUUCUGUAGCAAAAAAGCAAAUGAGCCAUAUUUUCAUAAGAUUUUUUUUAAAGUGAAAUCAUGUGCAAUUGCAUUGUGCAAUGAAAGUCAUUAAAAAGAUUGCAUUAAAGGAAACAUUAAAAAUUAAAGCAAUGGGAAAAUA